Messenger RNA from Prosopis cineraria, 994 nucleotides. RefSeq lists its product as uncharacterized. The transcript has 4 exons. Bases 214 to 765 code for a protein of 183 amino acids. Lineage: Eukaryota; Viridiplantae; Streptophyta; Magnoliopsida; Fabales; Fabaceae. The record is from RefSeq and is a predicted model, not a curated record.
UCUUAUGUGCUUGACAUCCCGAAGACGGUAUCUUUGUUAAAUACGAGGCAGCGGAACUAGAGGAUUCUACAUUACCAACGGCAACACGCUCUGAGUCUAACCUUGACGAUUGGACCCACCUUAUUUCUGUCGACACGAAUUUGAACUCUGAGGCAGAGCAGCUUCAUAAUACCGCAGGUAGGAAACAAAACCAAAACCAACCUCUUCAAAAGAAUGUGCGUCCAAGGGCGACGACGCGCAGGGGUAGGAAACCAAAACGACCUCUUGCCAUUAGUACCGCUGUUCAACGAACGUCGAUUUCACAGUGAAAGAAGAAGAAGAAGAACAAAAGACCAUCUUCCUGACUUAAAAAGGCCCCUGAUAAAACAACAAGAACCUGUGAAUGUGGAUCAGUGGUGGCACAAACAUAAAGCCCGUGCACGGAAACACACAGAAUUUAGAGAUAAACUCAUGGAUGAUCUUAAGAGACCUUACUCUGAGGAAGAGUACUGGAUGCUUCUUAAACAACUUAGUGAAAAAAAACCAGUGCAAAGCCAAAGAGUUUUACGUUCGUGUACAAAAAGCUAUGACGACGACACUCGUCCUCCAAAGUCUAUUCUUGAUUACCAUGCUGAUCUUGCAAAGAGAUUAUAUUCAGUUCGUGAUGAUCAUCCCAGAGUUCUGAAUCUCCUACGUGGAUAUUUCUAUUGGAUGACAAAUUUAUCUCAAGAAGGAUCGUUUCUACCAUGGGAAGAUGCAUCAUGUCUGGAGGUGCUGCCACAAUAGGAAGGAGUCACUGCAUUUGACUUUUUGGGAGAUUUACCAUGCUUGUUACUUGGCUGUAAAACUUUGGUCCUUAGUGGACCUACAAUCAUGUUAAUUUUGUAUAUAUUUGGUCCGUAUAUUAUAUAUUCCUGCGCAAAAUGCUGCAAUUGAUUUGUAUUGCAUUGGCAUCUUUGAGUUGUACGAAGUUAUUUGAAUUUUGUUAAUAGAAAAUAGCCACAAUUUAUCCGUC